AUCAUUUCUCGUGCAGCAUUGCAAGUGUGCAAGUCGGUCGAAAAGGAAUAUUGUGAAAACCCUUAACUCAGUGACUUUGAGCUUAAUUUUUUAAAGAACUUGUGGUUGCGCUUUUUAAUUAAGAACCGCAGCGUAUUAAUUGAACAAUCAAUUUCAAGAGCAAGCCAAUUGUGAAAACCCAUGGUGGCAAACAGUAAUUGCUGAGAUGUCGGAAAAGAAUAUUAAAACAGCGAAUCCAGAGAACAGCAAAGGACUAGAAACUGACAAGGAUGCUGAUGGCAAUUCAGAUAGUACGGCGGAGGCGGAAGUUACGCCCACGGAAGAAGGUCCUGCCACCUUCGACAAGGCGAUCGAAGGAGCUGGCUUCGGAAUCUUCAAUCUGAUGCUGCUGAUCGUCUCCAUUCCCGCCCAGAGUGCCGCCAUAUUCGAGUCCAGCUCAAUGUCCUACAUCCUGCCAAUUGCCGAGUGCGAUCUUCGCCUGACGCUGGAGGACAAAGGUGUGCUGAAUGCUGUGGCCUACGCGGGCAUGACCAUCUCGGCCAUUGCCUGGGGCUAUCUGGCGGAUACGAAGGGUCGCAAAAAGAUCCUCUACUGGGGCUAUCUGAUCGAUGCUGUGUGCGUGUUUGGCAGUGCCUUGAGUCAGAACUUCAGUAUGCUGGUCAUGUUCAAGUUCCUGGGGGGCUUGGUGGUAAAUGGGCCGGCAGCUGUGCUGUUCACCUAUCUGACUGAAAUGCACGGACCCAAGCACCGAUCUUCCGUUCUGAUGAUCGUGGGCAUGGUCACCUCUACGGCGACGGUUUCGCUACCUCUUUUGGCCUGGGGAAUUUUCCCCAGAGAUUGGGACUUUGAGUUCUGGGGCUUGCAAGUCCGCAGUUGGCAAAUUUACCUGUUUGUGCUGGGCAUUCCCAGUUUGAUUAGCGGUUUGAUCUUCUGCAGCAUGCCGGAGAGUCCGCGGUUCUUAAUGGCCCAAGGACGCAACGAGGAGGCGCUCCAGGCCUUUAAGCAGAUAUACCAUGUCAACACUCGCAAGCCCAAGGAUAGCUAUCCAAUAAAAGCUCUUAUUCAGGAAGCUCCCAAUCGUAAGGCUGGCCAGAACGAGGUUAUCUACACCAUCGAGGAGAAAUCCGGAGAGGUGCCAACCAAGCGACAGUCCCGUACCCUGGCGGAGAGCCUCCGAGCCGGGCUGCAGCAGAUGAAGCCGCUGGCCAGGAAGCCCCUGCUGGGUUUGGCCAUCUGCUGCUAUGUGAUGCAGUUCGGCAUCUUCCUGGGCAUGAACACCAUCCGUCUGUGGCUGCCGCAGCUCUUCGCCUCCAUGGCGGAGUACGAGGCCCUGCACGCCGGCGACGGAUUGGAUGCCAGCAUGUGCACCAUCCUCGAGUUCAGCGUCAAUCGGACGGCUGAGACAGCUCUGAAUUACGCCGACGCCUGUUCCGAGCCCAAGGUAAUUUCGAUGGACAUGUAUCUGAAUAACAUUAUUGUUUCGGCCACGGGCUUUGUGGGCUACUUCUUUGCCGGUGGAAUCGUGCGGGCUCUGGGUCCAAAACGCAUGAUGACUUACGGAUUGUUUCUGUCGGGAACCUUUGGCCUGAUGCUCUACUUCUCCGUGAGCAGUCUAAUGACACUCAUUGUGUCUGCCACUUUCCUUACGAUUACGGGAAUUGCUGUCUCCUCACUUUUGGGUGCUGUGGUGGCCCUGUUUCCCACACAAUUGAGAACCGUUGUGGUUGCCAUUGCCAUGAUGUGCGGACGCUUUGGUGCCCUGUCCGGAAAUUUACUCUUCCCCGUCUUCGUUCAAAUCGGAUGUUUGCCACCAUUUAUAAUGGUCUCCUCAGUGCUGAUAUUAUCUGGCAUCCUGUCAAUAUUUCUGCCUGACCCAGCAAAGGCAACGUUUUCUUAGAAGAAAAUAAUAAUACAAUAAAAACUAGACCUAGGAAUGCCCAUUUACUUAGAAUCGGAUCUUGCGACAUUAGCUUUUGUUUAGUUUUACAAAUUAGAGAUAACGACUCAACUGGAUUAGAUAGGCGCUGAACAACUAUUUAUAUUUACCUUAAGUAAUCAAACCAAAUAUAUCUUUAUUGUUGUACAAAUUA
Messenger RNA from Drosophila mauritiana, 2090 nucleotides. RefSeq names its product synaptic vesicle glycoprotein 2B. The transcript has 9 exons. Lineage: Eukaryota; Metazoa; Arthropoda; Insecta; Diptera; Drosophilidae. Bases 206 to 1897 code for a protein of 563 amino acids. Gene Ontology annotation, molecular function: transmembrane transporter activity. The record is from RefSeq and is a predicted model, not a curated record. Gene Ontology annotation, biological process: transmembrane transport.